AUGCCCAAAUCAUUCCUAAUGAGCGGCAAGAGAAAGAAACUACUGGAGGUUUUGUACAAGGAACAAGAAGUACCAGAGGACGAAUCAGAGACGUCUUCCGUCGACUCCUGUGGCGACAGCGGCGUCGCCGACAGCAUGGCAUGUUCUGACACAUCUACGUCACCUGAACAUCAACGCGACGACAAGGUGUCAUCACCUCUGAACCUGUCCGAGAGGUCAGCAUUCGAGCCGAUUCUAAGAUAUAACACGACCUCCACGCACAGUAAGCUAACACCGGAAGUAGCUUACGGCCAGAUGUACCCCCAUCCAAUGUUCAGAACCCUUCAGAAGACAGACGCUCUUUCGACUCCACCUCUUCAGAUGUACCCAUCACCAGCAUUCGCAAUCUCUCUUCCUCCCUUACCCACUGUGUGUGUUAAAGGAGUCCCUAGUGAUCCGACAUGUCCUUGGACAACUGUUGACACCAGCAUUCCAUUUACAACAUACCUCAUGAACCUUUCAAAGCUUCUUCAGAAAUCGCCCAGAAAUGAAGACAACUCUGAAUCUGAUGACUGCAAAUCUGAAAUAGACUGUACACCUCAAAGAAAUGACAAUAAAAUUAAACAUGACUAUGACGUUCAGAAACUCAGACAACCGGACACCGAAGUAAUGAGUGCCCACAUGCCCGGUGUAGCUUCAGUGAUGAAGCGUGAUCUGACUCCAGAGCAGCACACCCCUUACGGAAGGCUGUACCCAAAGUCGAAUCGACAUUUCCCUUUGGGUGGGGUGACACAUGGGGUGGGUGGACUGCACCCGGCGUUCUUACAGUUGGAGGGACUGCACCAUCGGCGGACCCACACAGACAAACCCCCACCGGUCAAGAAGUACAAAUGUGACACGUGCGGCAAGUCGUUCUCAAGGAGCAACACACUCGUCACUCACAAGCGCAUUCACACAGGUGACAAACCCUUCAAAUGUGAGCAGUGUGGUCGAGCGUUCCGCCAGCCAGGCAAUCUGACACGCCAUCGUUUGACCCAUACGACCUUCAAGCCGUACGUGUGCGCCACGUGCAACAAGGCCUUCAACAGAGCCUCCAACCUUCACACGCACAUGCGCACUCACACUAACUACAAGCCCUUCCUGUGCCCGUACUGCGGGAAGGGAUUCCACCAGAAGAUCGACAUGAAGAUACACUGUUACACACAUACAGGUGAACGGCCUCACAAGUGUGACAUCUGCGGUAAAGGGUUCACUCUGGCCAGUACCCUGACUGCUCAUCGACGCUCGCACGUGCUGGAGAACACACGUGUUAAUACGCAUGCGCGGGAACAAACAGUCAUGUGUCAGUUGUGUGGAGUAAGUUUUCUGCACCAAUCGGACUUGACAACUCACAUUAUGACGUCACACCAGAAUCACAUCCCAGUUCCAGUGUGAGAUGUGGGUUACCAAGACCAACGAAGAGUAACCACUAAUGCGAGAUUCAU
Haliotis rubra (blacklip abalone) is the source of this 1463-nucleotide messenger RNA. Its product is annotated as zinc finger protein 554-like. Gene Ontology annotation, cellular component: nucleus. Lineage: Eukaryota; Metazoa; Mollusca; Gastropoda; Lepetellida; Haliotidae. The transcript has 4 exons. The record is from RefSeq and is a predicted model, not a curated record. The coding region runs from base 1 to 1413 and encodes 470 amino acids.